Molecule: messenger RNA, 294 nt
Organism: Dentiscutata heterogama
Lineage: Eukaryota; Fungi; Glomeromycota; Glomeromycetes; Diversisporales; Gigasporaceae
Source: the annotation of a GenBank genome assembly
AUGAGUUCAAAUGUUAAAAGAUUUAAUGAACCACAUCCUCUUCAUAAUGAAAGUAAUUCUACAACAUUAUACGAACUUAUUCCUAACAAAACCUCUGUUCCGAGUAAUGAAAGUAAUUCUACAACAUUAUACGAACUUAUUCCUAACAAAACUUCUGUUCCGAGUAAUGAAGGUAAUUCUACAACAUUAUACGAACUUAUUACUUCUAUUUCAAGUAAUGAAAGUAAUUCUACAAUUCAGCAAAAAAGCAAAGAUUCACAAUUUUUUGCGUCAGAAUUACUUUGCGUACAAAAU